Epinephelus moara (kelp grouper) is the source of this 2336-nucleotide messenger RNA. Its product is annotated as transmembrane protein 272-like. NCBI's taxonomy places the organism in Eukaryota, Metazoa, Chordata, Actinopteri, Perciformes, Serranidae. The record is from RefSeq and is a predicted model, not a curated record. The transcript has 6 exons. The coding region runs from base 1691 to 2245 and encodes 184 amino acids.
UGGGAAAGCCAUGUGGUAAUACAGGUUAGGUAAAGGAGGUUGUGGGGUUGCUGCAAGGAGCAGUGAGAGCUGGCAUUAGGGGAGUGUCUCUGGGACGCCAGAGAUCACUGUCUAGCCUCCUGGUGGUAUUGUGGGACCAACUAGACGAAACACUGGUGAAAGGAGGUUCCCACCUGAUGACCCCAAAGACGUGUUAGUUAUCACUGCUCACUGGUCUGUAUAGUUAAGCCUUGGCAUAAUAGCUUAUCGUAGGGCUUAGGAGGUUAUUCACUGAGCGCUGAUCCUUUCUCUAGAGCACAAAUUUCUUGUGUUUAUUUGAACUAACGCAGACACCACUAGAGUCCACCGAUUACAUAACCUCAGUGCAGUCCGGCAGCAAUUAGCAGGUCAGUGGGAUACAAACACACAUGCACACACAGCUGGUCCGUCUAGUGAAACAAAAAACAGAGAAGCUUGGAUUCCAUUAUAUUAGGAUUUUCAAUAUAAAACAAACACUCAGUACAUCAUUUAAACUCAGACACAAAAAUCUUUACAGGUAGAAAAACAAAAAACAAAUCCUAGGACUUCAACAUUACUUGUAAAAUAAAAUAUACACAACGAUAGACGGUAUACUGCUACUCAGUUAGACCAUUACAAUUCACUACCCCUGAAAUACUCGAGUACAGGGCUCCAAAUUCUGACAAACAUUUGAUUCUCAAUCUUAUUGAGAACCUUAACCUUUCCAAGUACAACACAUCCAUCAGCUCUCUUAUCCAUAUAUCAUAUGUUGGUGCACACUGUGACUUCCACAUAAAUAGAUUAAGUUUCCUUGCCACAACUAAGCCAAAUGGCCUGAGUUUCACACUAGUCUGCCUAAGGUAACACACUCGUGGCACCUAGGACAGCAACUAGUGGGUUAGGUAGGCAUUAGAGAAACCUCCACUAUAUCUUUACAUAGCAAAUAGUAGUUUGCUGCUAUAUUAAUGUUCUGUAUGUCCUGUAGAGCUCCUUUUAUGAUACCAACCAAGAUGUCCUUAAAAACUAACAAACUUAAUCACUUAUUUUCUAAAAUUGCUUCACACAUAUGUUCAAGGUGUUGUAAGACACAGGACAUAGGUUACUUGAGUUCAGAAAGUUGGCAGAGGACUAAGAGGCACAUGACUUUACCAAUGCUGGAUUACCACAAGGCCUCCGGCUCACUGUUAUGCAAUUAAAUCCUGUCAAUUCCAUUGGCACUAUGCACCACUAAAGCAUAAUAUACCCUGAAGGGAUGAGGGCCAUAUUUACUUACUCUUCAGGCCCUGUCAAUCCCUGUGUCAAAAUACUGUUUAAUACAUUUAUUAUUAUUUAAGGAAUGCUUGCAAGGUGCAUAUUCCUAAAACAACUGAUUUAAAAAUGGACAGGUCGUCUUCCAGCAGAGGAGUACUGAUAUAAAAUACAAUAAAGCUUUUCACUGUUUUCUAAGAGACAAUAUGGAGGAGAUUCUGAACACAUUCAACUGUAGUUUUUCUUAAUGUUCUCAACUUAAGAUAAUCAGUAGAUUCAGAAAAAAAACAUCCUCACAGGGGAAUAAUUUUAGUUUCACUUUGUUGAACGGGCUCGUCCAGUCCACUGUUGACUGUGGUAUAAAAACAUCCGCUUGCGGGAAUUCCCAGUUGUUUCUGUGUCUGGUGCCCCAGUUAAGCAUUCAGGAGGACUUUUUUCAGCUGCAAUGGCAGAUCAGUCAGUGAAAAUAACUAUGGGUGCCUUAUGGAGCAUUCAAGUGGACCCCCCACCACCCAGACCCCCAAGACUAUCAGUUGGAUUCACAAUAACACAGGCUGUCUGCAUACUGGCACGAGUCGCCUUUGGUGCUGUGUAUUUCAAGGACUGCCCUCAGCAACCUAACAUUCCCAACUACCUGUUAGGGCUGGCUUUGGCACAGCUGCUGAUGAUACCAUUUGUGACCCUCCCGUGUGAGAGCCAUGCAGCUCAGCCACAGGAGCAGCCCAAAGGAUUCAAAGCCUGUCUGCAGUGUUUAAUAGCCCUGUUUAUCUUCGUAUGGAUCCUGGCAGGUGACGUGUGGGUCUUCUCAGUUUAUCAGCCCAACUAUGAUCCUGCAGCUGCUGAUGGUGUUUACUGUGAUAAGACUUUGUACACAUUCGCUUUCUGGAACGCAGUCUGGGAGACUUUUGCGAUUUUUAUCCUCCUGGCCCGUCUCUGCACAGGACUGGUGUUCUGUGUGACCCCUGUGCAUCAUUUGUUUUUCCUGGAUUGUCAGUUUUAAAUAAAGGUUAUUUAAACUGGGUGAAGCCCUCUGAUGUGAGCUCUGUGGUGGUCAGUCCAACAUCUCCAUCUCUCGCGAGAAGCUCUGACCA